GUUAGCUUAUCACUUCUGCACUUGGUGCAGUCAGGCGGUAAAGCUUUCUUCGAUUAUUUAUACUUGAAUAACAGCAAUAGGCUACGUGUAUAUAAUGGCUUCUGACAAGCCUGUGCAAUGGACGGACACCGGAUGGCGUAAUGAGAAGAAUACGACUCAGGAAAUUACAAAGUCAAAACGUGAGAAGAGCAUCGUUGUCAAACCUAUCUCUAAACAACCAAGAAGCCUCUAACGCUAGUCCAUUGCUCAUGAAGAAAAAUGAUUCAGAAACUUCUUCAGUUAAACGUCAGAACCCAUUUGCAAAAAAAAGGCCGGCUUCCGAAAGCGCAGAUGCAAUCAAGAAGAGAAUUUUAUCUUCUUCAGAAUACGAACGAAAUGUUGAAAAUAUUCCUCAGAAAAUACUGCUGAAUCAGCCAGAUGAAAUUUUGAAAACCAAUGAAGGCACAUAUCAAAGCAAUACCAACAACUCAAACUCCAGUCACAUCAUCUCAGACUCCAACCACCACAAUUCCAACCAAACCGAAGCCAAAGAUCCCGCAAUGCCGUUUGUAUAUUUGGAAGAAGACUCGAUCCAAGGCAUAUUUACUAACACGAGAACCGAAGCGAAUACGCAUGUCGGAUCAGAGACUUUACCAAUGGAUUGGACAAUCAAACGUAAAGCUAGAUUCCUGUCAAAGUCAACGUUCGCUUGGUGCAGUAGGAUAAAAGGGGCCGAAGAAGCAAACGCGAUCACACAAGCCACUAGAUGUCACCAUAAUGUCAUCGAAAGUAAACCCUACUUCGGUCCAGUUCCCGAUAGCCUGCAGAAAUCUUGGAGAAUGGAAUUGAUGAAAAGCAUCACUUAUUGGCAACAACCAUGUGUACCAUGGCUCACAUUGUAUCCACGAUAUGGCCAGCAGCAGAAACUCCAUAACUCUGCAAUGCCAGCGAUUCCGCAAACCGAAGAUGUUACAAAAUCAUUCUACGAAAACUGGGUAACAUCGUUCAGAUCAGCGUACCAGCUCGUGAGAGAAAAAUUAUGUCCAUAUUUCUACGUUUGCGCGCAACAAUAUACUGCGUUGUUUCGAGCGGCAUCUGUUUCAGGGGAAAAUGAGAUCAGCUGUUUAUUAACACCGACUACGACUGGUUUGAGACUAUCUUUAGAAAAGGAGGGAAUCGAGUUUACGUUGCCGCUUCUAAAAACUAAAAAAGUGGAAAAUACGACUGAAAAGAAUGAAAAUAAAGAAAAUGAACAAACCACCACAAAUAGUAGUAUAAACGAAACUGAUAAAAUCGAAGAUCGAACCAAGGAGUCGCAGUCAGAGGAUGAUGCAACUUGGGAUAUGAUAAGUGAAAAUAUACAAAUGAGCACGACGAAAGAUUUACGGCAAAACGCCCACACGGAAACAUCAGUGCGUAACGUAGUUUAUGUCAAAGGAAACACUAAUACACAACUGCUUUUCAAUUAUCUUCUAAACUCGAAGAGCAGUAUUCAAAGUUCAGGGGUUCAGUCCCACGCCCCUACUAUUUUAUCUCCUGUGGCAUUCCAAGGUGCGAGCUUACAGAAAUUGAGCAUCCGUAGCGGAAUUGCUCGUACUUUCACUGAAGCUUCCUUGAACCGGGGUCAAGGGUCAUCAAACAGGGGUCAAGGUUCAAAUGACGGACAAAAUAAAUUUUCAUUGGACAUAACUGGACCGCUUCUACCGCAUAGUGUUAUAGGAAUUCUAGAAUUGUUGAAAAAAACGCAAAGUCCGUCAGGAUUCCAAGCAGCGUUUAGUUCGUCAAUGUUUACGAUGCCUUUCAACUCUUGUAUUACUGAAAGAAAGAAUUUAGAGAAUGGAAAGGAAGGAAUGAUUGCUGAAAAUACUGAAUUUCAGCAGGAACAUGAUGAAAACAGCCAGACUUCAUUUAAUCCAUGCAAUAGCUCCCCAAAAAAAGUAUUCGGGAAUAAAAUUUCUGAAAAUCCCCAAUUAAUAUCAAAAUCUGAAAAUUUUGGGUUGUCUGAUACUUGUCUGCUUCAAUUCAAAAAUGCUGACUCAGCAGAUUUUGAAUGCUUAAACCAAGUUACAUUGAAUAAUAGUUUGUACACAUGGAACACAUAAUGGGAUUUUCAUAUUUAUCCAGGGGUAUAAGAAAGAUGACAAGAGAGCUACGCCCAAGUAUAUGGACACGUCUGUUUGCAGUACAGUAUGAUUUACCGUACCGUCAGAUCACAGUCUACA
This is a messenger RNA of Styela clava, 2201 nucleotides long. RefSeq names its product protein downstream neighbor of Son-like. Gene Ontology annotation, biological process: nuclear DNA replication. The record is from RefSeq and is a predicted model, not a curated record. Gene Ontology annotation, cellular component: nucleus. NCBI's taxonomy places the organism in Eukaryota, Metazoa, Chordata, Ascidiacea, Stolidobranchia, Styelidae.